Molecule: messenger RNA, 2667 nt
Organism: Cotesia congregata
Lineage: Eukaryota; Metazoa; Arthropoda; Insecta; Hymenoptera; Braconidae
Source: the annotation of a GenBank genome assembly
UUCCUCAAAGCAAUUACAGUGUCAAUAAUAUUCAUAUAAUAAAUUAUCUUAAUUAAUACUCAUACGUGUUUAAAUUAUAAUUACAGCAGUUCCCGAGCUUCGCGUAACCUGGCGGAAAAACAGCGACGUGAUAAUCUAAACACCAAUAUCGCGAUGAUGGCAGCAUUAGUACCCAAUAUAGCGUCAAGCUCAAAGCGUCACGACAAAAUUUCUAUUCUCAGACUUGCCGCUGCUUAUCUGCGGUCUAAUUUUGCAAUUGGUCCUGGUAUUCGCGAUUUCAUCCCGCUGGAGUACAGUGAUAUCGACCUUGAAGAAAAUUUUGUUGACGGCUUCGAUGGAACGGGAAGUUUUCUUCUAGUCGUUACAAUAACCGGCAAUAUUGUUUACAUCAGUCCACGUGUGGAAGGACCUCUUGGUUACUCACCAGUUGAAAUGAUGGGUAAAUCAAUCUUCUCAUAUGUACAUCCGGAAGAUCAUUCAGAGCUUUCAAAAGCGCUAACACCCGAUGAAUAUGUUCAGCCAGUCAAAAAAAUAGCGUAUUACAAUGAAGACUGCAGCACCAAUGAAGAAACCACAAAUACUUCUUCUAAUUCUACAGCUGUUUCUACAAUAACAAAUAAUAAUAAUAGUAAUAUUAAUCAUAAUAGUAACAGUAAUUUCAAAGAACAGCGACGUAGUUUUUACGUUAAAAUAGCACAACGUACCAAUUCAAGAGGUGAGCAUACGCAAUUUAAAUGUUUUCACGUAUCGGGCGUAUUACGACUGGCUGAUUUUUUAAGGAAGAAAAAUAAUUCAGAAAAUUCACCAGCAGUAGCAGCAACAAGUAAUGAUAUUAUAUUUACUGGUAUUGCUAAAGUGAUCCACAAGCGUAUCACUGAGUUAUCAUUGUAUGAAGCUAACAAGCAAGAAUACAUAACAAGGCACCUAGUAGAUGGCCGAAUUGUAUUCAGUGAUCACAGAAUAGCUCUGGUAGCUGGAUAUAUGUCUGAAGAAGUAUCUGGUGUCAAUGCCUUCCGAUUUAUGCACAAGGACGAUGUAAUGUGGGCAAUUACAGCAUUAAGACAAAUGUACGAUCGCCGUGAAGGUUUUGGCACCUCGUGCUACCGUUUGCUCUCAAAGAGCGGUAAAUUUAUUUAUUUACGUACCCACGGUUGGCUAGAAUUCGACAACAAAACCGGGACCUUCGAGUCAUUCAUCUGCGUCAACACUCUGGUAGAAAAAGACGAAGGGGAGAAUUUAAUAAAAGAACUGCGCAAUCGUUUCUCAGCCACAGUAACGCAAAUCAGCGCAACAUCAGCCGGAACCUUAACAGUAGCAUCAUCUUCAUCAGUUUCAGCAUUGUCGCCUUCUCUAUCUUCCUCAUCUUCAACAACCUCAUCAUCAUCUUCCUACUUCUCGCCUUGUUCGCCUCCAAAAUUUGGCCUGUCGCCCGAUUUAUCAUCUUCAUCAGCAGCAGUAACUACCACAGCGCCAACAGCAGUAGUUCCAACCUCCACCACAUCAUCAUCUUCUUUGUCUACAGCAACGCCAUCUACUCCAGCGUCAGUUGGGACGCUAAAAAAAUCGCCUUCACAAUCGGAACAAAAUGUCGAGGAUCCAACCCAGCUUGAAGAUGCUAUUUAUCAAUUAAUUAGCACACUUAAGUCUCCAACAACAGCUUCAAAUUUAUCACCACCUACUUCUGAUAUCGAGUGUAACCCGGAGAUUGCCGAAACAACCUCGAUUUCUUCAGCUAUGACGUCAGCGGUGCCAACGCCAUCUAGCGGAGCUAGUAGUAACUUGUAUAAAUUAUUUUCAGCGGAUAAUAAUAUUUCUAAGGUGGAAAAUAAUAAAUUUGAAGAUGAUACGAGUCAUAAAAAUAAACGGAUUAAAACAGAAUUAUCAAAUUCAAUUGAUUCAUCAAUAAAUCAAUUAAAUGGUUAUGAUAAUAAUCGUAAAAAAAAAAUAAAUUGUCAUAAUUCGACAAAAUUAUUAAAUAACAGUGAAAAAAAAUUAACUGACGAUAAAUUAAUAAUAAAUGAUAAAAUGUUAAGUUUAAAUAGUCAAAAUUUAUUAUUUAGUGGUAAUAAAAUAAAUAAUAGAUUAAUGAAAAAUAAUGUCGAUAUUAAUAAUGAUGAUGGUGAGGAUAAUUUGAAGCAAUCGAACAAUAUUUAUUUAAAAUAUAAUAAUGGUAAUGUAAAUAAAAAUGAACAAGAAGCUACAACGUGUGUUAAAAUUGAAUUAAAUGGUAUAGGUAUUAAACGUCCUGGUGAAGAUGAUAAACGUAAAGAUAAACGACGGCAUAUUUCAAUCAGUUCAAGCGAUCAAGUUAAUAAUUUAAUUGUUGUUAAAAAUAAUGAAUUAAUUGUUAAUAAAUUAAAAAUACAGGAGAAAAAAUUUUCCGGGGAUGAUAAUGAUGAUGAUAGGGUGAUACACGUUAAUCAAUCAAAUAAUUUAAUAAUAGAUAAUAAUCAAGUGGAUAAUGAUAAAAAAGCUAUUAUUGAUAAUGAUACAUUAUUUAAUAUAGAUAAUCAUAUUAAUGGACAAAGUGAACAAUUUGGUCAGGUUAAAUUAAUUUAUAAUGAAAAAGAUUGUGAAACGAUAAAAAAUUAUCAACAAUUAAAAUCUCAAUGUCAGAGUAAUAUUAUUAACAACUUUAAAGAUGAUAGUAAUGACUAUACCAUUUAA